This is a messenger RNA of Beauveria bassiana ARSEF 2860, 1449 nucleotides long. Its product is annotated as importin 13. The record is from RefSeq and is a predicted model, not a curated record. The transcript has a single exon. Lineage: Eukaryota; Fungi; Ascomycota; Sordariomycetes; Hypocreales; Cordycipitaceae. Bases 1 to 1449 code for a protein of 482 amino acids.
AUGCCGUUUGUCGCAAACACGCCCGAGUCACUGCUCGCGCGCUCCGACUCCAAGGAUCCCAAGUCAACAUGUCGCGGCAUCACCUCUGCCGGGCGCCCUUGUCGUCGGCCUCUUGGCGCGCGGGCCGACGCUGGCACGCGGUACGGCAGAGGCGGCCGCCUGACCGCCAUCCCAGACGACGACCCUACGGACGAGAGUCUCUACUGCUGGCAGCACAAGGAGCAGGCCAGUCACUCGACGCGGUCUGGCACGGGACCCAAAGGCAGCGGCAUCGGGCACGUCGCAGUGCCGACGAUUCGCGAGGAGCGCACGAGUCUGGACACGCUGGCGGACCGGCUGGGCCUGGUGGACAUUGGUGAUAAGAACGCUGCUGGGCGGCCGGGUAAGCCUGGCAGACGACCAAAUGGAGGAGGAGCAGGGGGGGCACCAGUCUACCCGGCGGGGUUCCAAAGCAAGCCCGCGAGACCGUCUAGGCCGCCGCAGCACAAGAAGAAGAAUAAGAAGCAGAAGACGAGCCAGCUCCAGCUUUGCUGCUGCUUCAGCAUCCCGAUUGAGCAGCUCGAUGACGAGCCAGCAGAGAAACCGAAACCAAGACCUGCGGAUAAGCCAUACCAGCAGGAGCCGAUGCCGACGUACCAGCCUCAACGACCAUCUACAGCACCAUAUCCGAACCGUCACCGACCGCCCUCUUCAAAACACGACCAGCCGCCGCCGCUGCCAUCACCUGCAAAGAGCACCAGAUCAGAAGCUUCACUCACGGCGCAGAUGAAGCAUCUCAUCCCCGACUCGCUCGAUGCCGCAACCGCGUCCUUGCUCAUGGCCGAGCUCGUGCGCCCCGUCGCCGAGUCUGACGAGCCCGGCUACAUUUACAUGUUUUGGCUCGUACAGGAGGACGCUGACGCUGGUGACAGUCGCCAACGAGCCCCCGUCGAAGCCGCCCGAUCACUCCUCGCCCCGCCGCCGCCACCGUCAUCCGCGGCUCAGGGCCGCCGCGCCAGUGACACCGUCUCCCGCUACGCCUCGCAGUCGCGUCGUCGCAGCGACGGCCGGCUGGGCAAGCAGACGAUGCUCCUCAAGAUUGGCCGCGCCGCCAAUGUCCAGCGGCGGAUGAAUCAGUGGCAGCGCCAGUGCGGCUACGACGUCGAGGUUUUGCGGUACUAUCCCUACACGUCGUCGACGCCGACGCCGUCGCCUGGUCGGAACAGACGAGGGAGCGACUCGCCCCCAGCGACGACGACGGCGGGCAUGAUGACGCCGCACGCGAAGCGCGUGGAGCGGCUGACGCACAUUGAGCUUACGGGCUUGGGGCUGCGAGCGGAAAGGGAAACGUGCAAGGCCUGCGGGAGAGAUCACAGAGAGUGGUUCGAGGUUGGGGCGACGAGAGAAGAGGUGAGGAGGGUGGAUGAGGUGAUUCGGAGGUGGGUGGAGUGGGAUUGCCGGAAUGAGUGA